Molecule: messenger RNA, 1501 nt
Organism: Pollicipes pollicipes
Lineage: Eukaryota; Metazoa; Arthropoda; Thecostraca; Pollicipedomorpha; Pollicipedidae
Product: solute carrier family 22 member 15
Exons: 3
Coding region: 141-602 (153 amino acids)
Source: RefSeq, a predicted model, not a curated record
GAUCGAGCCUGUCAACAGCUGACUGCGAACACCUGAGAAAACUCGUGUCCUGCCACGGAUAAUCUGUUAGGCGGUAUGGCAGCGGCGCUGACUGCGGUCUCUGCCGCAGACUGGGCCGACGGUACACGCUCAGCGGCGUGAUGCUGGCCGGAGGCAUCAGCUGCGUCCUGAUCAUGCUGCUGCCUGGCUCCUACAUUGACGAUCAGGGAGGCAGGCUGACGCUCAGUCUGAUAGGGAAGCUGUGCAUAGCUACCACGUUCACCGUAAUCUACAUAUUCACGGGCGAGAUUUUCCCCACAUCGGUUCGUAACACUGGCUUCGGCAUCGUCAACUUCUGCGGGCGGACGGCUGGGAUAGCCUAUCCCUUCGUAGCGCUGCUGAAUAUGGUGAGGAAAGAUCUUCAUUUCUUUGUGUUUGGAGUGCUCAUCACAUCAUCGGCGCUGCUGGACCUACUGCUGCCGGAGACGGUGGGAAGGCCGCUGCCAAAGACAGUUGGGGAAAUGGUCGGAGAAGAGGUGGAAAUGUAUCAAGCCUUGCAGCUUGACGAACUGGAAGACGAUUAUGGCAGCGAUAGGCAUGCAAUGAAACCAAAUCAAGCCUGAACAAAGAACGUAGGUGCUUUUGCCACAACACAUAUACUGCCGUUAGCUGUGCUCUUGGCAAUUUUGUUACAUCGACAUGCAUUUCGCUGUUGCAAGCAAUGUGCUCAGUUGGCCACAUCCAUAUUUGUUAUGAUCUGUCGUCUGCGUCAAACUUUUAAAUACUUCGGUGUUGCAUUUUCUUCCUGACUGUAAAUGAUUGCAGUGGGUUUGCGGAACAGUGGACAAGGCCCACAUGUAAUUCAUUCUCCUCGUUACCCAAGACGGCUUUAAAUGACAUCUGGCCCUUGUGUGAAGUCCUGAACAAAUCAUUGACAUGCUUUAUCGGCUGUAAGCUCAGUGCAGUGGGAAUUGUGAAGCUUGUUCACACGUGCUCAGCGUUUCAGCAAGCUAAAGCGUCAUUUCAGAACUCGCAUGAAGUGUCCCCACGUGGAAAACGCAACGGAAUGCAGGAUUGCGAUGCGGCGGUCCGUUGGGUCAACAUUUGUUGUUUGCUGUUCUCUGUGAUAAACUGUCGAGUUGUACUGCACCACUGGUACACCAUUGGAUUCGGUAGUGUCAUACGUCAGAACGGAAAGGAACUGGCUAUUGAGUGGUACCACGUUUCCAGUUACAUGGGCCACAUGUAGCCCUCACACGAACUGGCAAGUUGGACUUCGUCCUUUUCGAAGAGCUUACACGUCGUUUUGCCACAUGUGUGUACCCAGAGCACGGACGUACUCGAGAAUGGCAUGCAUUGGUAGAGAGUCGACAGACAAUCACGUGGUGUAGAUUGUAUUGUCGCAUGUGCCGCGUGCGAUGUGUGUACUAGCCAGCAGGAUGGAUUUGUCCGUUACCGAUCGUUGUUCACAUUUUGCGCAAUAUUUCGACCCAUAGACCAGGUAAAUGCAUGAAUCUAGCUG